GCCCGAGCGGCUGCAGUUGCAGCGGCGGGGGAGGCGGCGGCAGAGGCGGCGGCGGGGCCCGGGAGAGGGGUGGCGUGGGGGACCGGCGCGUAGCCGGGACCAUGGAGGGGCAGAGCGGCCGCUGCAAGAUCGUGGUGGUGGGAGACGCAGAGUGCGGCAAGACGGCGCUGCUGCAGGUGUUCGCCAAGGACGCCUAUCCCGGGAGUUAUGUCCCCACCGUGUUUGAGAACUACACCGCGAGCUUUGAGAUCGACAAGCGCCGCAUUGAGCUCAACAUGUGGGACACUUCAGGUUCCUCUUACUAUGAUAAUGUCCGGCCUCUGGCCUAUCCUGAUUCUGAUGCUGUGCUCAUCUGCUUCGACAUUAGCCGACCAGAAACACUGGACAGUGUUCUCAAGAAGUGGCAAGGAGAGACUCAAGAGUUCUGCCCCAAUGCCAAGGUUGUGCUGGUUGGCUGUAAACUGGACAUGCGGACUGACCUGGCCACACUGAGGGAGCUGUCCAAGCAGAGGCUUAUCCCUGUUACACAUGAGCAGGGCACUGUGCUGGCCAAGCAGGUGGGGGCUGUGUCCUAUGUUGAGUGCUCCUCCCGGUCCUCUGAGCGCAGCGUCAGGGAUGUCUUCCACGUGGCUACAGUGGCCUCCCUUGGCCGUGGCCAUAGGCAGCUGCGCCGAACUGACUCACGCCGGGGAAUGCAGCGAUCCGCUCAGCUGUCAGGACGGCCAGACCGGGGGAAUGAGGGCGAGAUACACAAGGAUCGAGCCAAAAGCUGCAACCUCAUACACGGUCUCGCUCUGUCGCCCAGGCUGGAGUACAGUGGUGUGAUCAUGGCUCACUGAAGCAUCGACCUCCUGAGCUCAAGUGAUCCUCCCACCUCAGCUUCCCAAGUAGCUGCGACUACAGGCAUCU
This is a messenger RNA of Pan troglodytes (chimpanzee), 909 nucleotides long. RefSeq names its product Rho family GTPase 2 (gene RND2). The record is from RefSeq and is a predicted model, not a curated record. Gene Ontology annotation, biological process: small GTPase-mediated signal transduction. Lineage: Eukaryota; Metazoa; Chordata; Mammalia; Primates; Hominidae. The transcript is spliced from 6 exons. The coding region runs from base 102 to 839 and encodes 245 amino acids. Gene Ontology annotation, molecular function: GTPase activity; GTP binding.